GAACUGAACUGAGCUGAGGUGGUGAUGGAGAAACGAAAAGAACACGGAACCUAGUGGAGAAUCUACUGCUGUUCCAGAGUAGGUCGUGAGGAGAUGGGGAGAGGGAAGAGAUGGCAGUGAUUCGCGAUUCGGACAGCGACAACUCCGAGGGCAUCGCAGCCGUGUGCCGCAGCAGCACAGAGACACAGAGAGAGACAGGGAGAGAGAGAGAGAGAGAGAGAGCGAGGCUUAGAGCAGCAGCCAACGAACGAGCUCGAGUGACAUCGGGGAAUGAGUAAGAGAAAGGAGUGGAGUGUAGCCAACGAGGUUGAACUCGCAGCUACCGGGACCAGUAGGAGACGGCCGGGAGCGAGGAGAGGAGUGUUGCUGCACGUCAGUCCAGUUUCGAGUACGUACUGCGGUCGAUGGUGUUGGGCGUUCAGGCUCGGCACACAGUCGACACAAUCGUAGGGAGUGAUCUGAGCAGGGCAUAGGAGGGCGUGAGCUGCGAGGUCGAUUGGGCUGUGCAAUCGGGGUUGAGGACCCGCGCUCAACUCUGUGCGCAUCCGUGACAGGACAUGACAAUCACAGCUGAGCACGGGCGUUGGAGCUGCUGGGUCUAGAGAGAUCCCCGUCACGGGAGAGGAAGCUGAAUCGCCGCAGGGCAGCUGGUGAGUCGGACUGCGCAGAUAGAGCGAGAGCAUACGGAAUUGCGUGCGGGUGCACGAGACGGCGACAAGGGAGCUGCUGAAGCAGACAGAAAUUUCGCAUGUGUCACCAGCCUCUGACGAUGGCCUCGAAGCCUCCAAUUUCGUCGACCCUGAAUCCUAAUGCGCCCGCGUUCGUUCCAGCCGCUUACUUGGCAGCCGAAGACUUCUCGCCCGAGUGGUGGCGACUGAUUCAGACCUGCCCGUCGUUUCGGGACUACUGGCUCAAAGAGAGACACACCACGGAGGAGAACGAGCAGCAGGCUGCUGCCGCCGCCGAGGCUGAGGAUUUUGACGAUAUUGAUGAUCUCCUGGAGCUCGGUAUCAUGCACAUCCAGCUGGACGACCUGGAGGAGUCGGAGGAGUCCUCGCCCCCUGCAUUCCGAGCUCCCCCCAAGCAAGCAAACGGCAACAUGCGCGAGGUGGCCAAGCGGUGAAGGUGUGGGUGGACUAGGUGGACUCGUUUGAAGGUGUUCUCUUGUUAGCGUGAGAGGCUCGAGCUCGUUAUUUGCGACGAGGCUUUAUCAUCUGAAACAACCGGUUUUGAAGCGAGGACACACGCAGUGGCCAUUCAUGCAGUUCAGCUACGCUUGUGUGUGUUCAACCCAAAAUGUUGUUGAUGAGUGAAUGAAGAGAGUGUAGGAGCUAGACUCGGUGGGGUAGCUUAGCUGUUAGCUGCGUAGGCUGUCUGCUGUCUUUUGGCUUGUCAAGGUUUUGACAGUUUUCCCAAAUCAACCCAUCCACUCGUAGAAUUCUGUGUGAAGCAAAAGCUGUAUAUCCUGUAACCCCGAUCAUCUUUGUUCAUACUUAUUAGGCUUCUAGCAAGAGAGACCUUCGGCCACUUUAUGUAUAUGAUGUAUCACAUCAGCUCUUGUAACGCAUACCAGCAGAGUAAAGUACUGUCUCGACUUUUCACGACCG
Molecule: messenger RNA, 1607 nt
Organism: Marchantia polymorpha subsp. ruderalis
Lineage: Eukaryota; Viridiplantae; Streptophyta; Marchantiopsida; Marchantiales; Marchantiaceae
Source: the annotation of a GenBank genome assembly